Anopheles funestus (African malaria mosquito) is the source of this 883-nucleotide messenger RNA. RefSeq names its product proton-coupled amino acid transporter-like protein CG1139. The transcript is spliced from 3 exons. The record is from RefSeq and is a predicted model, not a curated record. Gene Ontology annotation, biological process: amino acid transmembrane transport. Gene Ontology annotation, cellular component: vacuolar membrane. Lineage: Eukaryota; Metazoa; Arthropoda; Insecta; Diptera; Culicidae. Bases 234 to 857 code for a protein of 207 amino acids. Gene Ontology annotation, molecular function: amino acid transmembrane transporter activity.
GCUGAUACACUCUUUUGAUCAGUCUUACAGCGAACGUCUCAGGCUUCGGAUAAGGUGCUGCGCUUUGUGCCAUAAUAAAGUGUGCUAACGGUCUCAUUAUGGCAACCACCUCGAAGGAAAUGCUGGCUGAUCUAGGUGCUGAAGAUGAAACACAAGAGGAUUACGAUCCUUACAAGCAUCGAACAAUCAGCAAACCCAACUCGUGAGUGUUGCUUACUAAUAAAGUGCUUCGCAUGUCAUGCAACGGAAUUUCUUACAGCACGGUCGGUACAUUCAUACACGUUAUGAAGGGUGCAAUGGGCGUUGGAAUACUAUCGAUGCCAUACGCCAUUCGAAAUGGAGGUCUGAUAUUUGGAGUUAUCGGCACGUUUCUGCUGGGAAUGCUCUACUCGCAUUGUGUGCAUUUGUUGGUUGACACCGCCUAUAAGAUUUGUAAGCGAGAUCGAGUACCGAUGCUAAGCUUUGCACAAACUGUAGACCGUGCCUGCGCUUUAGGUUCGCCAAAAAUGCGCCCAAUGGGCAAAAUAUUAAAGAAUGUAGUGGACUAUUUCCUGAUGAUACCGAUAUCAUCCAUGAUCUAUAUGGUGUUCGUCGGCUCCACCAUACAUGACGUUAUCAAUGCCCGCACAGAUCUAGAUUGGAACGUUCGAAUCUAUAUUCUGUUGGCUGCAAUACCAGCAAUAGGAAUAACCCAGGUCAGGGAAAUUAAGUACCUCGUCCCAUUUUCGGCUAUAGCGACGACUUUGAUCUUUGCGAAUGUCGUCAUUUCCUUGUACUAUAUCUUCAAGGAACCUCUUUCAUUCGACGAUCGGGAUCUAUUUCCUACGUUCGAUUCGUUAACAACAUUUCUCGGGUAGGUAUAAAUGCUAGAACUUUAGUUUCA